Molecule: messenger RNA, 1953 nt
Organism: Mizuhopecten yessoensis (Yesso scallop)
Lineage: Eukaryota; Metazoa; Mollusca; Bivalvia; Pectinida; Pectinidae
Exons: 1
Coding region: 1-1953 (650 amino acids)
Source: RefSeq, a predicted model, not a curated record
AUGGCAGAAGGUGGUACCCGACCGGCCUCUCUCGACCCUUCGUCUGUAGACAGAACCAAUCUGUCGGACUCGUACCUGCUCGAUUGUCCUAUAUGUCUGGANCACAUCGUCAAUGAUGUGUCGGUGACGAGCGAUACGGCGACUUCCUUUACCUGCCCGGUAUGUAGGACGUUAACUCACCCUGUGGACAAAUCAGAGGACAAAGAAAAAUGGGCCACGCAGUUUCCAACUGACAGUGUUGCAAUCAAGAUGAUACAGCUGAAAAACAGGACGACAGAACCACAUUACUGCAUGCCCUGCCAGAAGAAAGGGAAGAUGACGACAUCUGCUCAGUUCUGGUGUAAAAGUAACCAGUCGUUAUUCUGUCAGUCCUGUAAGACGGAUUUCCAUGAUAUGAUUCACAUCAACUGUGACAUCGUAGAUAUAACAGAGUCGAAGAGUUUCCUACUAAAGCAGUUAACAUCUGACAAGACAUGUGAUAAACACAAGGAAAAGAUGGAUUACUAUUGCUUGGACCACAAAACCAUCGGCUGUUGUAAAUGUAUCACUGUUGGCCACAGAAAAUGUGAAGAAGUGGCGACUACAGAGGAUUACUGUGAGAAACUGGAAAGCAGUUCCCGGUUAGAGGAAAUUAAGAAAUCUUUACAGCAAGGGGCAGAGGAUAUGGAAUCUCUGAUAAAGGAUUUUUAUCUACAGCUUCAGAACAUUGCUGACGACAAGGACACGGCACUGAAAAGCAUCGAAGACCUGCAUGAACGGAUAAAUAUAUGUAUCAAAGACAUGAAAAAAGAACUAACAGAUGACUUGGUCAGAGCGUACAAAGAGGAGAAAGAAAACCUGAAGCUAUCUAGUCAGAAAUGUGAACGGUUAAAGGUUGCUAUACAGAAUACACUGGAGUCGUCCACUACAGCGAUGCAAGGCAACGACCACAUGGAAACAGUCCUGCUAUACCAGAGAGGUCAGACGGAGGUCGAAUCCUGUAAGGGUUUGGUGAGAGAGAUGCGGAAAUCACUUUCAACUAUCACUAUUGAGCAUAAAACUGACCAUGAUGUGACAAACCUGGGCAAAGUUUUGAAUUUUGGGAAAAUCGUUGUCCGAAAGCAGGGGAGAAUUUCUCCAUCUGGUACAAAGACAUUCGCGAAACCUUUAUCCGAAUGUGAAGUGAAGGAAGUAAGAAAGGUCAAUAUCAAAUGUCCAUCCGAUACGUCUGAUUGUGCUGCACGGGGAGUUGUUUACCUUGACGACGGCAGAAUUGUGGUGAGUGAUUACAGAAACAAGAAGAUCAAGCUGAUCAACACAGAGGGAGAUAUUGUAGACGAGCUGAAGAUGGGUGGAAAUCCCUAUGAUCUGUGUAUGGUGGACAACUCCACGGUGGCGACUGCUAUAGACAAUCCUGGUGGUAUACGUAUACUGACAGUCACUCCCUCCAAACUUACCCUAUCGUCUGAAAUAAACACAGAGAUGCCAUGUUACGGUAUAGCGUAUAGAGAUGGCGGAUUCGUCGUGAGUUCAGGAUCCGAAGUUUUCAGUGUGAUCAGUGAUGGUACAAAAGUAACGACACGGAAACUAUAUGGGAGUACAGAUACAGUAUUUGCUUUGUCUUAUGAUUCAAAGUAUGGACGACUCUACACCACCCAUUACACCGACAGUACUGGCAGUCAGGCUGUUGGUAAGUUGUCAGCUGACAACAAACACUCUGACGUGUUGAAGGUUGGUGUAGUGAGUAGAGCUUAUGGAGUGGACGUAGACGUGGAAGGUAACGUCUAUGUCUGUGGUUUAGACUCCAGCAACGUGGUACAGAUGUCCGGGGACGGGACUAACGUCCGGGAACUGUUAACGGCAGCGGACGGUAUCACCUACCCUGAGGCAAUAUCUGUAUGUGGGGAUAGGCUUGUGCUGACCACAGUCUCCUUCAAACAGCGUAACUUUAUCACAGUGUUUCAACUUAUUUGA